CAGUGGGAGUGCGGGGGCCCUGCGAGGGGCGGCGACAGGGACGCAGGAGGCAGACGGUGGGGAGGGGACCGAAGGCACCGGAACGCGGGAGGGGCAGCAGCGUGGUCCCUGGGACAAGCUGAGCUAGAAGCGCGAGAAAGAGAGCAACGGCGUGACCAGUGAGCAACUAAGAGACUGACACCAGAAAAGGGAUCUGUAGGGGACAGAGACGGCGACAGGGAGGACGGGUGUGGGGAAUAGAGUUCUGCACCAGGAAGAAAGGCGGGACGUGGAGCAGAGAACAGCAGGCUUGAGGAUCGCUGUGCCCUGCUUACAGGUAGUUCGUCUACCUUGUAACAAUAGUUCUAGCAGUCCCUAACCCAGGACCAGUCCCCAGGCCAGCCUAGCCUAGAAAAAUGAUGACCCCAGAAUCAGGAAGCUGAGAGAGGUCAGCGAAGGGAGGCCGCCCACCUGGCGCUUCACCCGGAGUUUCACUUCCGUCCCUGGUAAGUGGGCACCAGGGUUGGAAGGAAGGCACCCAACGCUGACAAGGAUGGCGCAGCUGGCUGGGGUAGAGGAGAGUGAAGAUACUUGGUGAUCGUUUGUCCUCUCUCCACCUGUGCCACCUCCAGUCCAGUGACAGGAACGCGUUCACUAGCGCCUCAGUCAGCCUCUUUCUGCCAUCUGCUGGCAGCAAGACAGAAAGACAGGAGCAGGUGCCCGUUUUGUUUGACCACCACCGGCCCCUAUGCCACCUAUUCUGCCUCGGUGGUGACUUAGUCUUUCUCUACUACUUCUUCCUGGCCAGGGUUGGUCCAGCCCUCUCCAGGCAGGGCCUGAGUCACUCCCCAGGCAGGAGAACUGGGGAGGGCGGUGCAAGCCCACAGUCACAAGGGACAUACCCAGGCUGCAGAACCCUGCUGCCCACACCCCAACCGGGCAGGCUUUUCCCAGACUCCCUUCCCAUCUAUACAUAAGGAAAGUGGGCAGCUGAACCCAGUGCAUCACAGGAAACCACGUCACUCCCGAGUCUCCAUGGCAGAAGAGGAGACCAUCCUCCAGAUCACCAGGAACCUGAAAAAUGCUGUCUCCGCCAUCCUCCAGGGAUACGGGGAUGGGCAGGGGCCCGUGACAGACACCAGCGCUGAGCUACACAGACUCUGUGGCUGUCUGGAGCUGCUACUGCAGUUUGACCAGAAAGAGCAGAGGAGCUUCCUGGGGGCUCGGAAGGAUUACUGGGAUUUCCUCUUCACUGCCCUGCGACGACAGCGGGGAUGCAUGGAGCAGAUCAGCUUUGUAUGCUCACAGAACAAGCUGAAGACCUCUCUGGGAAAGGGUCGUGCCUUUAUCCGGCUCUGCCUUGCCCGUGGACAGCUGGCAGAGUCAAUGCAGUUGUGCCUCCUGAGCCCAGAUCUCACUAGGGAAUGGUAUGGUCCCCGGAGCCCUCUGUUGUGCCCUGAGCUCCAGGAAGACAUCUUGGACUCUCUCUAUGCCCUCAAUGGAAUUGCCUUCAACCUGGACCUGCAGCGGCCAGACCUGGAUGAAGACUGGCCCAUGUUCUCAGAGUCCCGCUGCUCCAAUCCCAGCCGGACCCAGGAAAGGAGACCCAGAAAGCCCGAAGGAUUUCCAAAGGAGGCAAGCUGCUCCAGAGGAGAACAGCUACAGGGACCAGAUGUCCAUGGAACCAGCUGUCUGCAAGACACACCCAGAGAAGACCGCCAACCUGACCUCCCUACCCCCUUGCAGCAUGGCCAUCUUCCCACCUCUUUGGAAAAGAAGAGAGGGGAUACCAGGAGCCUCAGUUGUCCCCAGCGCAUUAGGGAAACAGAAGGGGAGGGGUUUCAGCUAGACCAGAAGGAGGAAGGCCCAAAGAACAGAAAAUCCCCAAAGAAUUCAGCAGCCAGCAGCCAGCCACAGAGGGAGGGAGCUAAGGAGGCUCAAAAGGAGGUGACAGGAAUGGAAGAUGGAGGCACAGGAAGUCUGACGAUGACAGAAGGCCAGAGAACAACAGAAGGGACCCAGGAGAGGGAAGCAGACUGGGACCAUGACCAAGGGCUGCUGGCCCCCAGCCUUCAAGGAGGGGUAGACAACAGAGCAUUCAGGAACAGGCCGGGGUGGGAUCAGCCUAGUGUUCUAGGGCAGCCCUGGGUCCUGCAAGGCCUGGGAAUACAGAAAGACUCCUCCAUAGAGAAGCCACAAGAGUGGACAGGAGUGAGCAGUAUGAGUAGGCAGGAGGAUCGAGCAGAAGAGCCAUUGCAGGAGGUGGUCAAGGACCCCAGGUAUGAGCUCCAGCUGGCAAAGGAACAUGCCCAGCGCCAGGAGCAGCUGCUGCAGGCACAGGAAAGAGAGCUGCAGACGCUCCAGGAGCAACUCAGCAGGUGUGAGGCAGAAAGAGCCCAGUUGCAAAUGAUGCUGGAACAGAAGCAGCAGGAGGCUGAGAGGAGGGACGCCAUGUAUGAGAAGGAGCUGGAAGGGCAGAGGGACCUGGUCCAGGCCAUGAAAAGGAGGGUGUUGGAACUGAUUCACGAGAAGGACCACCAGUGGCAGAGGCUCCAGCAGCUGUCUACCGUGGCCGCUGGACACUGCAUGGACUGCAACAAGGUCUUCAGGCGUCUGUCUCGGCGGUAUCCCUGCAGGCUCUGUGGAGGCCUGGUGUGCCACGCCUGCUCUGCAGACUACAAGAAGAGAGAGCACUGCUGCCCAGCCUGUGCCCAGCGGGAAGAAAUCCAGAUCAGCUGACUGAAAUCACAAGAGGAGCCUAAGACAGCCACCCCCUCCACCUCCCAGCUCACUCCCUCCCUGAAGUCUGACCACGCUUUUCUUCUGGAAGCUGGUGAGCUGAGGCACCAGCACAGCUGUGAGGGGUGGGAGAGAACCGCUGGCUGUCCACAGAUAGACUUAGUGCUGGCUGUCCACAGAUAGACUUAGCUCUGCCUUCCUGUGGAAGGGGCUGAGUGGAACAUGCCUCAACUCUAGAAGCUUGCAUCUGAUGCGAGAAAGACAGACUAUGAACUCUUUGUAAAGUUCUUAGAGACACAGUGAGUCCGUGACCAUGAAUAAGAACAGCCCGAGCCCAGCUGUUUCCUAUCCACACUCCCUCCC
Molecule: messenger RNA, 3081 nt
Organism: Arvicola amphibius (Eurasian water vole)
Lineage: Eukaryota; Metazoa; Chordata; Mammalia; Rodentia; Cricetidae
Gene: Rufy4
Product: RUN and FYVE domain containing 4
Exons: 12
Coding region: 1015-2718 (567 amino acids)
Biological process (GO): positive regulation of macroautophagy
Source: RefSeq, a predicted model, not a curated record